Meloidogyne enterolobii is the source of this 426-nucleotide messenger RNA. The record is from the annotation of a GenBank genome assembly. Lineage: Eukaryota; Metazoa; Nematoda; Chromadorea; Rhabditida; Meloidogynidae.
AUGUGUUUAAACAAAGUUCGUCCAACACCAAACGAACAUAGAGACAACUGUUCUGCCUACAGUUUUUGGACUCCCUCAGAAUGUUCUAAUGGAGAAUCCCAAUUAAUCCAACUUCUUUUGUGUGCCACAAAUUCAUUUUCUGCCCCAUGGCAAAAGAGAAUAUGUCCAUUAGGUUCCCAUUACACGUUAGCAGCUAAUAAAGAAAGUAUACAAUUGAGAACAACACAUUCCUCUUUUUGGGGACAACAACAGCAACAACAAAAGGUGUGAAAGGCGGAAUAUUAAAAAAAUAUGUUUUGGGGAAAUUAGAAAAUAGUUUCAUAUCAAAAAUUAUCUUAAUAAAAUCUAAGAAAUAAAAUUGUUUAAUGGGAAAAUAUGGUUGUCCUAGGUUAUAAUUAGUAUUAAGGACAGCUAGGUAUUGUACUG